Molecule: messenger RNA, 4250 nt
Organism: Octopus bimaculoides (California two-spot octopus)
Lineage: Eukaryota; Metazoa; Mollusca; Cephalopoda; Octopoda; Octopodidae
Product: multidrug resistance-associated protein 1-like
Biological process (GO): transmembrane transport
Cellular component (GO): membrane
Molecular function (GO): ATP hydrolysis activity; ATP binding; ABC-type transporter activity
Source: RefSeq, a predicted model, not a curated record
CUUUACUGUCAAGCGCGGCAGUGAUUCGUUAAUUUCGCGGAGUUUCCAUCACGUGGCCAAUGACAUAUCAAGUACAUCUUUACUAUGCGCAACAACAAACAUAUUAAGAUCAGUGGUCCUCGGUGGAGGACAGUCUUGUCUUCGGCUUUAUACGAUGGCCACCUCAGAACCACUUGCGACAAUUUGCAACGAUACUGUCUUCUGGAACACUUCUUUGACAUGGGGAACUGCAUCAUGGCCACAGUUUACCCAGUGCUUCCAGAAUACCAUACUUAUGUGGAUACCAUGCUUCUGGCUCUGGCUGUGCUUACCGUUAUAUCUGUUUUACAUUUACAAAUCCAGCAGCAGUUCAAUUCCAUAUACAUUCUUGAAUAUAGCCAAAAUGACAUUCCUAGUUUUUCUAAUCACCUUCGAUAUAGUCAAUAUGAGUACUGUACUUGACAAUGACCAAAUGGAAACCCUCUUGGAUAUAAAAGCCUUACUGAUCGGAUAUGGACUAAGAAUAGCAACAUUUAUUUUGUCACUGGUUCUGGUGUGGAUAGAGAAGAAAUCUGGUUUUUUAACAUCUGGUGUACAAUUCAUCUUUUGGUUGUUGUCUCUCCUUUGUCAAAUCAUUCCAUUUUAUAGCCAAAUUAUUCUGAAGGAUUACAACACAAAUUUAUUUAGGUUUAUCAUGAUGUGCCUCACUUUUGGACUGACAGCAUUGGAAUUGAUUUUGUUUUGCUUUGCUGAAAAGUUUUCAUACGAUAGCCGAGGUUACUAUGAAUUACAUUCCAAUGAAGAUCUUUCUGCUAACCCCUGUCCUGAAGAUACAAGUUCCUUUAUAAAUAAGAUGUCAUUCCAUUGGUUAACAAGAUUGAUCAUAGAUGGUUACAAAAAGAGUCUUGAAGAAUCCGAUUUGUGGGAUCUACCUAAACAUUUACAAUAUAGUCGAAGUGUUCCGGAAUUCAAACGUUAUUGGGCCAAAGAAUUAUCAAAGCAAAAAAUAGAAUCUUGCCGUGUUGAGCCUGUAUCGGAGCCUGAUUCGGAGACCACUCCACUUCUUCGCAACACAGAAGAUACAACAUUCACAGAUCCUCAACCAAAGAAAGGCUCGACCAAACCUUCUUUGUUGCGGACAUUAUUUGCUGUGAACUGGUUCUAUUUUGUCAUUUCUCAGCUAGUCAAACUCUUGUAUGAUUUACUACAGUUCGUCAGUCCACAAAUUCUCAGUGCAUUGAUUGCUCACACUGAAACCCCUAAUGAACCAGAAUGGAAAGGCUAUGUUCUUGUUCUUGUACUGUUUGCCUCAAAUUUACUGCAGUCUUUCUUCUAUCACCAACAUUUCCAAAUGACUCUUUAUUUAGGAGUAAAGAUCAAAUCCUCGCUGAUCGAUUGUGUGUAUCGAAAGGCUUUGAUGAUUAAUGCAGAAGCUCGUUCCCGAUCUACUGUUGGUGAGAUUGUCAACCUGAUGGCCAUUGACUGCGAACGUAUUGAUAACUGCAUCUCCUAUUUGUACUUGGUAUGGUCAGGUCCGUUGCAAAUAAUUCUUUGUACUUAUUUGUUGUGGCAGCAAGUUGGCAUUGCCACGUUGGCAGGACUUGCAGUGAUGUUACUUCUCAUACCCAUCAAUGUGUUCACAACAUCGAAGUCUCGUAAAUACCAGAUCAGACAGAUGCUGCUCAAAGACUCUAGGCUGCGCCUCAUGAAUGAAGUUCUCUCUGGAAUAAAAAUUCUUAAACUCUAUGCCUGGGAAGGAUCUCUCGAGAAAAAAAUUCUUAAGAUCAGGCAUCAAGAACUGGCAGUCCUUCGAAAAGCUGCAUACCUUAAUGCCUUUUCUACUUUCUGCUGGCUUUGUGCUCCAUUUCUCGUAACGGUUGCCACCUUUGCUACUUACGUCCUUCAUAAAGACGAUCAUUACAUCGAUGCACAGACUGCCUUUGUGUCUCUCUCACUUUUCAACAUCCUGCGGCUGCCAAUUAAUCUGCUUCCAAUGGCAAUUCCUUUUCUUGUCCAGGCUCAUGUUGCAGUGACACGUUUAUCAAAAUUCCUUACUUCUGAUGAAAUAAACUCUGACAACGUGAAUAAAUUUCACUCUGAUGAAAAUGCUGUGAGAAUUACCAUGGCAGACUUUUCCUGGUCAAAAUCAUCUGGACCUCUUUUGAAGAAUAUUAACUUACAGUUUCCACUGAACAAACUAAUUGCUGUUGUUGGUCAAGUUGGUGCUGGAAAAUCUUCUCUGGUUUCUGCCAUUUUGGGAGAAAUGGAAAAACUCCAAGGAGAAGUUGAAGUACAGGGUUCCGUGGCUUAUGUCCCCCAGGAGGCAUGGAUUCAGAACAAAACUGUCAGAGAUAAUAUUCUGUUCGGAAAAUCAUAUGACAGGAAAUGGUAUGAGCAAGUGAUUGAAGCUUGUGCAUUGAAAUUGGAUUUUGCAACAUUAAUUGAUGGAGACAGAACAGAAAUUGGAGAAAAAGGUAUCAAUCUAAGUGGUGGACAGAAGCAGCGGAUCAGCCUUGCUCGGGCUGUGUACGCUAACAAAGACCUUUACAUCUUAGAUGAUCCUCUCAGCGCAGUCGAUGCCCAUGUUGGCAAACACAUAUUUAACAUGGUUUUAAGUGAGACCGGAUUAUUAAAAAACAAGACCCGUAUAUUUGUGACACACGGUAUCCAUUGGUUACCAAAAGUCGACAAAGUGAUUGUGAUGUCUGACGGAAGUGUAUCUGAAGAGGGCAGCUACGAUGAGUUAAUUAGUCACAAUGGUGCAUUUGCUCAAUUUUUGUUGACCUAUCUAAACGAGGCUGAAGAUUCAGAUCCUGAGAUAAAUGAAGUAAAAUCGAAAAUAUUGCAACGAGCUGCUUCAUUUGUCUCAAGCUGCUCAGAUGGUGAAGUCAAUGAAAAUAUUAAAAGCAUUUCAAAGAGAAAGGACAGUAAGGUAUCAACUACCAGGAGAAGAGCUAGUUCAGUCUCGAAACGAUCUCAGAGUAUUUCUUAUGAUGGACACGAUCAAGAUGUGGCUGUUACUAAGUUGAUUCAAGAAGAGAAAAUGGAAAAAGGCACUGUUAAAAUAGCUGUGUUCCUCAAGUAUGCCAGAGCCCUUGGUCUUUGUCUUUUCACCUGGGUUUUUAUACUGAUGAUCUUGAAUCAAGGGUCGCUUAUGUUUGCCAAUAUUUGGUUGAGCCAAUGGACAGAUGACCCCUACCUCAAAAACCUCAACAACACAAGAAACCCAGAAUACAAUACAAAGAACUACAUAUAUUUAUCAGUAUAUGGUGCAGUGGGCAUUAUACAAGGUAUAAAUGUUUUGGUCUAUGCUCUAAUGUAUGCAAUGGGCACCAUCAAAGCGGCAGCAUCUAUGCAUUUUAGACUUCUGGACAACAUCAUCCAUUGCCCAAUGUCAUUCUUUGACACAACACCAAUUGGUCGCAUAAUAAAUCGCUUUUCCCGAGACAUAGAUGUUGUCGACAAUACACUUGCUUUCAUCAUUCGAAGAUGGCUCCAGAUAGUGCUGCAAAGUAUCGGCACCAUCAUCAUUAUUGGUUACAGUACUCCGGAUUUUUUGGUCGUUGUUCUUCCUAUAAUGCUUGUCUAUUACAUCAUACAGACAGUUUAUAUCCCUUCAUCUCGGCAGCUGAAGAGACUAGAAUCGACAACAAAGUCCCCGAUUUAUACUCACUUCAGCGAAUCCAUUUCUGGUUCCAGUAUGAUCCGAGCCUUUAACAUCGAGCAAGAUUUUAUAGAAGAGUCUCGCACUUUAGUCGACAAAAACCUUGUAUUCGUUUAUGUCAACAAAAGUUCAAACAGAUGGUUAGGAAUUCGGCUUGAAUUGGUUGGAAAUCUGAUAAUUAUAGCAGCUUCGUUAUUUUCCAUUCUCGGAUCAGAUAUAACUGGGGGCCUUGUUGGUCUUUCCAUUUCUUAUGCACUCCAGGUAAGCAAAACGUUUCUUUAUAUAGUUAGCCGGUGGGGAGUGUAGCUAUGGUUUAUCCAAAAAAAAUACUUUCAAACUCUCAGAAACAGAAUUAUAGUAGGGUGUAUUUAAUUUGUGUUGCACUCACAAUCACUAGGUGUCACAGACAGGGACUGGACAUAAAACCAUGUGGUUGAGGUGCAAACUUCUUGACCACCAAGCCACCCCUGUAUUGUUGCAUUGAAAUCUAUCUUCAUUGAUGAGACUAGAGAAGGUUGAAAUCACGUGGUCUGGUGGUCUCAGUACUGGAGGUGGCAGGGAUUUAUCUCUCCCUGCUAGUAAUAUAAACAAGAGUGCAUUUUGCACC